AUGUGUCUCUGUGCACAUUCAUUGCCAAGCCCACCACCCAUAUCUAGGAAUACAAUUUUUCUUGAUGAAAAACUCGAAGAUCAAAUAUUUGAAGACCUUGAUACUAAUGAAAGCGUUGGGUACAAUGUAGCCUCAGAUUAUCGUCUGCCCAACACCACUCGCCCUAUUCAUUAUAAUAUUCUUUGGGCUAUUGAUAUGACUUUUCUUGUAUUUCAAGGCAAAGUUGAUAUUCAAUUAAUGGCUAAUCAAGCAAAUGUAACUCAAAUCGUCCUUCAUACCAAUGAAUUAAGAAUAGAGAGUAUAAACUUGCUAUUAAACUCUAGAAACAUAGCGGUGACCUAUAGCGAAGAUACUAAUUUACAUUUUUUGAUAAUCAGCCCCUCCGAAACCUUGCAGUAUGAUGCACUUAAUCCCGUUAUUUAUGACUUAGCAAUAGAGUUUUCCGCUCCCUUACGUAAUGAUAUGUACGGAAUUUAUAGAAGUUGGUUUAGAAAUCAACCCACUGAAACACCUAGGUGGAUGGCUUCUACACAAUUUCAACCAACAUCAGCUCGUCAAGCUUUUCCAUGUUACGAUGAACCUAGUUUUAAGGCUACCUUCAACAUUACUAUAAGACGACCAAUUGAGUACACUAGUUGGUCUCUCACUAACAAUAGAACGGCCGUUUUCAAUCAAACUCAUGAAGAUGAUAUCUAUGACCGUACGCCCAUUAUGUCCACAUAUCUUUUAGCUAUCAUUGUUGCUGAGUAUGAAUCUAUUAGAACACCUUCAACUGGGCAAUUUCAAUAUGAAGUCAUUGCAAGACCAGCAGCUAUAAAUAGUGGCCAAGGUUCCUACGCAUUAAUAACUGGUGAAAAGCUUGUAGUUGAAAUGAACCAACAUACAAAUAUAAGUUACUUUGACAUGCAUCCUAAUUCAAAAAUGACUCAUGCUGCUGUUCCUGACUUUUCGGCAGGAGCUAUGGAAAAUUGGGGCUUAAUUACUUACAGGGAAGCCUAUUUAAUGUACACUGAAGAAGACACCAAUGAUCACUUUAAACAAAUUAUAGCUUACAUUCUUUCACAUGAAAUUGCUCAUAUGUGGUUUGGUAAUAUGGUAACCUGUGAGUUUUGGGACAGUUUAUGGCUCAAUGAAGGUUUUGCUAGAUACUAUCAAUAUUUCCUUACUAGUUGGGUGGAAAAAGAGAUGGGUUUUGACACUCGUUUCAUCAUUGAACAAGUCCACACAGGUCUGUUGGCUGAUUCCGCUGAGACUGCUCAUCCGUUGACUAAUCCUAAUGUUGGUAGUCCUCAGUCAGUUAGUGCAAUGUUCUCGACUAUUUCAUACAACAAAGGUGCCGCAAUAAUAAGAAUGACUGAACGUCUCCUCGGCACUGAUGCCCAUACUGCUGGUCUUCGUCUUUAUUUGCGCGAUCGUGAUUUCGACAUUGCACGGCCAAUCGAUCUGUUCCGAUCGCUGGAGAUUGCUGGUACAGCAGCUGGUUCGUUCUCGGAAUAUGGCAAUUUUUCACUUGUCGAAUAUUACCAAAGUUGGACUGAGCAAAGUGGUCACCCUAUUUUGAAUGUACGAGUGAACCAUACGACUGGUGAAAUGAUAAUUACACAGCAUCGGUUCAGUAUCAAUGGUGGAUAUGCUGUUAACAACCUAAACUACAUUAUUCCAAUCACCUUUACCACCGCUGCCAAUCCUGAUUUCGUAAACCUUAAGCCCACCCAUAUACUCAAAGACUCCUUGAAUAUAAUCGAUCGUGGCUCAAUUGGAGACCAGUGGGUGAUUUUCAACAAGCAACAAAGCGGAUUUUACAGAGUUAAUUAUGACGAUUACACCUGGGAUCUGAUUACAAUUGCUUUACGCGGUCCUAAUAUGACUGAUAUUCAUGAAUACAAUAGAGCUCAGAUUGUUAACGACGUAUUCCAAUUCGCUCGUUCUAAUAUCAUGCCUUACUCUAGAGCAUUGAACAUUUUAUCCUAUCUUCAAAAUGAGACUGAUUAUGCUCCAUGGGUUGCUGCUUUGACUGGGUUCUCCUGGUUGAGAAAUAGACUUGUUGGUGAUCCCCUUCUCACAAGAUUAGAGGGUUUAAUGUCUGAUUGGUCAGCUAAUGUUAUGAGACAACUGACAUACAAUCCUAUUCAGGACGAACCUUUCAUGAAUUCGUACUUAAGGUUCCAAUUGGCGCCUGUGCUGUGUGCCAUCAAUGUGCCUGAAUGCCGUCAAGCUGCAAACACCCAAUUCCGCGCCUUAAUUAACAAUGGAGUAGAAGUUCCAGUAAAUAAUAGAAAUUGGGUCUAUUGCAAUGGGCUUCGCGAUGGAACUGUUGCUGACUUCAAUGCCUUAUGGCGACGCUAUAAUGCAACCAAUGUUUAUACUGAAAAGAUUCUAUUGCUUCAAAACCUAGGAUGUACUCCUCAUAUUGAAUCGCUCACCUUUUUCCUGGAUAAUAUUUUUGAAGAAAACUUCGAAAUCCGUCAUCAGGAUUAUAGUUCUGCGUUUACCAGUGCUGUUGGUGGUAACCCAGAUAAUACACAGAAGGUCUUUGAGUAUAUUCAAAGAAAUCUCCAAAAAGUUCUUACUGCUUUUGGAUCUGCAUCACCUCUCAUAUCCGUUGCUUCAAGAUUACGAACGGAAGCUGAAAUAAAUGCGUUCCGCACCUGGGCAACUCAAAACCAACAAGAAUUAGGAAGUUAUUAUCAGAGCGUGAUCAACAGUGUUGAAACUACCCGUCAAAGCCUUGCUUGGGUGGAAUUGGUCCGCGAGGACUUGAAUAAUUAUUUCCAAACAGGAGAUAGUCUGAUCACACCAAGUACUACCACAGUAACGCCUUCCCCUGCCCCGGUCACUGUCACACCACCCCCUAUCGAAGAACCUGUGUCUCCUGACAUUCCUGACUCAGCUGUAACUACAGCGCUGUCUUCCCUCGCUGUUAUAAUGACAAUUAUUAUAAAUAUUGUAGCG
Molecule: messenger RNA, 2952 nt
Organism: Brenthis ino (lesser marbled fritillary)
Lineage: Eukaryota; Metazoa; Arthropoda; Insecta; Lepidoptera; Nymphalidae
Source: the annotation of a GenBank genome assembly